Lithohypha guttulata is the source of this 828-nucleotide messenger RNA. RefSeq lists its product as uncharacterized. Gene Ontology annotation, molecular function: ADP-glucose pyrophosphatase activity; ADP-ribose pyrophosphatase activity. Gene Ontology annotation, biological process: ribose phosphate metabolic process; nucleoside phosphate metabolic process. The transcript has a single exon. The record is from RefSeq and is a predicted model, not a curated record. The coding region runs from base 1 to 828 and encodes 275 amino acids. NCBI's taxonomy places the organism in Eukaryota, Fungi, Ascomycota, Eurotiomycetes, Chaetothyriales, Trichomeriaceae.
AUGGCCGAGUCUGCCUAUAUUACAGACGAGUGCAGGUACAACCUGCCAGCUGGUUUGACGAAGGAUCAACUGCAGAGCUUUCCCGCCUACAAAGUGUGGAUUUCAGCACUCACCAAAACCCUGAAUGCACAAGCUUCGCCUGAGAACCCCUAUCACGAGAAGCCAUACAGACUUCAUGGCGUCACUAUCCAGGCAGUCGACCGCUUCAGGGGAGGACGGCUCGGUUUUCUGAAGCUCACGGCCGACAUACGUACGGAUGAUGGCGAAACAAUACCAGGUUCAAUCUUUAUGCGGGGUGGAAGUGUGGCAAUGCUUCUCAUCCUCAAGGCUGAGGACAGUAGUGUAGAAGAAGAAUAUGUCGUCCUCACCAAUCAGCCUCGUAUACCAGCUGGCACGUUUUCUUUCCUGGAGAUACCAGCCGGCAUGCUUGACGACAGUGGUACUUUUACCGGAGCUGCUGCCAAGGAAAUCGAGGAAGAGACAGGAUUAAGAAUAGAAGAGAGUGAGCUCAUUAAUAUGAGUCAACUAGCGUUACAGGUCUCAUCCAACGCAGACCCAGACGGACAGCAAGACGUGCUUCAACAGGCAAUCUAUCCUUCACCAGGUGGCAGCGAUGAGUUCAUUCCACUAUUCCUAGUUCGAAAGACAAUGCAGAAGACUGAGAUUGAAGGACUAGAAGGGAAGCUGACUGGAUUACGAGACCAUGGCGAAAAGAUUAGCCUAAAGAUUGUAAGGCUCACUGAUGCCUGGAAGGUAGCAGGACGAGACGCGAAGACAUUGAGUGCCCUAUGUUUGUAUGAUGGGUUGCGGAGGGAAGGUAAACUAUAA